AUGCUCUCCGCCGGGGAACGACCUCAGCCACCGGUCACACCUGCUCUCGUAAACUCGCCGUCCGUCCCCGUGACAAAAGCCCACGUUAUGCCUGAUCUUGAGCCCAACGGUACCUCCGCACACACCGCAAUGCGUCCCCAGAACUCCAAUCAGCUCUCUCCGAUCCAGCACAUCUGGGUUGUGACUGGCCCUGCUGGCUGCGGCAAAAGUACCGUGGGCCAAGCUAUCCGCCAGGAGCUGAACCUACCAUUUUUAGAAGGCGAUGAUUACCACCCCAAAUCCAACAAGGACAAAAUGGGCAACGGCACCCCCCUCACAGACGCAGACCGCUGGGACUGGCUUAUCUCCCUUCGUCAAGCAGCCAUUGAUGCCCUCUCACCCUCGGAGUCUAACAACUUUCACCCACCCGCUGGUGUGGUCGUUGCCUGUUCCGCCCUGAAGCAGAAGUACCGUGACGUAAUGCGCGUUGCCGCGUACGGCUCACCCUCGGUGCAGAUCCACUUUGUUUAUCUCAAGCUCACCGAGGCUGUUCUCAUGCAGCGGGUUAGCCAGCGCCAGUCGCACUAUAUGAAGAGCGAUAUGGUUCGCUCGCAGUUGGCUGCUCUGGAAGAGCCACAGGGCGAAUGGGAUGCCAUCACGAUUAACGUGGAGGGAUCACAGGCAGAUGUGCACCAGAAUGUGCUGCAGGCUGUUAGUGAGAAGCUGAAGGAGUAUUCUUGA
Messenger RNA from Penicillium verhagenii, 720 nucleotides. RefSeq names its product gluconokinase. Gene Ontology annotation, molecular function: gluconokinase activity. NCBI's taxonomy places the organism in Eukaryota, Fungi, Ascomycota, Eurotiomycetes, Eurotiales, Aspergillaceae. The transcript is spliced from 2 exons. The coding region runs from base 1 to 720 and encodes 239 amino acids. Gene Ontology annotation, cellular component: cytoplasm. The record is from RefSeq and is a predicted model, not a curated record.